Ascoidea rubescens DSM 1968 is the source of this 1119-nucleotide messenger RNA. It is a transcript of the gene KAE1, whose product is annotated as tRNA N6-adenosine threonylcarbamoyltransferase. The transcript has 2 exons. Gene Ontology annotation, biological process: tRNA threonylcarbamoyladenosine modification. Lineage: Eukaryota; Fungi; Ascomycota; Saccharomycetes; Ascoideales; Ascoideaceae. Bases 1 to 1119 code for a protein of 372 amino acids. Gene Ontology annotation, cellular component: EKC/KEOPS complex; cytoplasm. The record is from RefSeq and is a predicted model, not a curated record.
AUGGUCGUCGACUUGGAUCAGCACUUGAAGCCAGGGAAAUCUUCCUACGUUGCCAUUGGACUUGAGGGCUCUGCCAACAAGUUGGGUGUGGGCCUCAUACGACACCAUCCAGGCCAGCUAUCGCUCUCCAACAGAGCAGAGGUGCUUGCCAACAUCAGAGACACCUACAUUACUCCUCCAGGUGAAGGGUUUCUUCCAAGAGACACUGCUAGACACCACAGAAACUGGGUUGUUCGGUUGAUCAAGCAGGCUCUUGAUGAGGCAAGGUUGGGUAAAGACGACAUCGAUGUGAUAUGCUUUACAAAGGGUCCUGGAAUGGGUGCUCCUCUACAGAGCGUUGUUAUUGCUGCUAGAACGCUUUCAUUACUAUGGGAUAUUCCAUUGGUGGGUGUGAACCACUGCAUUGGCCAUAUUGAGAUGGGAAGAGAGAUAACUGGUGCCCACAACCCUGUGGUAUUGUAUGUUUCGGGUGGAAACACUCAAGUUAUUGCUUAUUCGAAACAAAAAUACAGAAUUUUCGGUGAAACAUUAGAUAUAGCCAUUGGUAACUGUCUCGACAGAUUUGCAAGAACUUUGGAGAUCUCCAAUGAUCCCUCCCCAGGUUAUAACAUUGAGCAGUUGGCUAAAAAGGGCAAACACUUUGUUGAAUUGCCUUAUACUGUCAAGGGAAUGGACUUGAGCAUGAGUGGUAUAUUGGCUUACAUUGAUGAAAUUGCAAACACUCUAUUUAAUAAAAAAAACGCCAAACCACUUCAAAAUGAAGAAGGUAAAAACAAAAACAAAAAAAAUAAUCUCUGUUUUUCUUUGCAAGAAUGUUUAUUUUCAAUGUUGGUUGAAAUAACAGAGAGAGCAAUGGCUCACGUUAACUCAAAUGAGGUCUUAAUUGUUGGCGGUGUUGGUUGUAACGAAAGAUUGCAAGAAAUGAUGAAAAUUAUGGUUAGUGAUAGAAAUGGUUCCAUCUUUGCCACUGAUGAAAGAUUUUGUAUUGACAAUGGUAUAAUGAUAGCUCACGCUGGCUUGUUAUCUUACAGAAUGGGUGAUACAACUUCUUUGGAAGAUACUGUAUGUACUCAACAAUAUAGAACAGAUCAAGUAUUGGUCAAAUGGAGAGAUGAUUAA